Molecule: messenger RNA, 2371 nt
Organism: Meloidogyne enterolobii
Lineage: Eukaryota; Metazoa; Nematoda; Chromadorea; Rhabditida; Meloidogynidae
Source: the annotation of a GenBank genome assembly
UCAGAGGUUCUACUUCAGAAAAAUGAUAUUAAGUGGAGAGAAGGAAGAUUACCAACCUCCAGAAAAUGAAAAAUCUUCAUCUCCAUUAAUCAAAGACGAUCCAUCAACUUCCACUUUUGAUGUAGCUCCGAAAAAAGACGAAGAAAAGGAAAAAACUAAUGUUGGGAACAAUCCUGUCAGAAGACCAAGGUCAAUGGGAGGUAGCCGUCAAGUGAGCACAGAAGAUGAAGACGUUGCUAGGAAAAAACAAUCAGAAUCUAGAAAAAGAUCCACCGCAUCUCAGGGUAUGAAACAUAAAAAGAUGCAUCCAGCCGAACGUAGAGCAGCAUUUCUUAUGGCAAAUACUCCGACUACAGAGACAAAUAGCGGAUAUAAAAAGGACCACAUGCUGUUAAUGCAUUCCGUAGAUUGUCGCGCGCCGAAUUUCCAUUUAAAAGAGCAGAUUAUGGAAAAAUUCGAAAGACAUUCCACAAUUCAUGGAAUAUGCCAUGCCUCGCUAGCUCCAAACAAGCGCUGGCGAAGAUUUUGGUUAGGAGUAUUUACCGUGUGUUUCGUUAUUAUGGUUAUUCAAGUUAUAUAUCUAGUUCUCAAAUAUUUGCGCUUUCCAAAAACUGUUGAUCUUGAUCUCAAAUUUGAAAAUGCCCCAUUUCCAUCAGUUACUUUUUGCAAUCUUAAUCCGUACAAAGCCUCAGCCAUAGGAGAAGAUUCAAAAAUUCAAGCAACGUUAGAUGCAUUCAAAGAUAGAGAAAGAGAAACUGGUCACAAAGGAGGAAUUGCAGCCUCUUUAAAAAUCGAGAAUGCUGCAUUAAUCAAAAGAAGAAGGCGAGAAUUAGCUAGAAAAGCUAGACUAGAAGGCUUUGAACGUCGGUAUUUACAAGUUUACGCACAAUGCUAUUGUGAAAUAAAUCGACUUUCAGCUGAAAGAAAGCCAGGAAGUUGCUUUGCCGCUUAUAAAGGAAAAAUUUCCCUUCUAUUCGCAACUGGAAGUCAAUUACAAAAUUUUCAUCCAACUAAAUGUCUAUGUCAAUUUGACUGGAUUAGUAAAACAUUGUGGCCCUGUUUUCCAUACAACACAUGGAAAGAACAUAUUUGUACGGAAUGUGUUGAUCAACUUGGGCAUUGUCCAAUGCGUUUCUACUCAUAUGAUAUUGUCGAAUCAAAUGGAAAUGGCAGCAAAAAUAAAGGCGCACAAAGAAAUGAUAAAAAAAGGAGACAGAAUGACCAAGACUCGAAAUCAAAAAGGGAUAAAUUGAAAACAAAUAAUAAGAAAACUAAUCGGGCAAAGGAAAAGUUAAACGAAACAAAUAUAGAUGUAUGCAUUUGUCACCAAGAAUACAAUCAUUGCGUGCAGAACAAUAUUAACGGAGAAAUUCCUGACAUUUUACCGAGUGAAGAUCUUGAAGGCAUCAACUUUACUGAAAGUUUCGCUACUCCAUCGAAUUAUAGUCGAGAUAGUGAUUUUUUAUUUAAUCCAAUAACAGAAACAACAACCACAACAACUACACGAGCACCAGACGUUGUUGAGGCGAUGGGAUAUGAAGAACUAGAAGACGAGAUAGCAAUAAGAAACAAAGCGCAAGAGAAUCUACGUUUUGCCAUGGGAGAAAAACCAAUAAAUGAGCGAAAAACUAUGUCACAAUCAAAGGAUGAAUUAAUAUUAAAAUGUUCCUUUAACCAAAGAGACUGUGAUAUUGAAAAGGAUUUUAAACAAAUUUUUGAUCCGACUUAUGGAAAUUGUUAUACAUUUAAUUGGAAUCGUAAUGCAACAGUUACAGCAUAUAGAGCAGGAGCCAAUUAUGGAUUAAAGGUUAUGCUGUAUGCGAAUGUAUCAGAGUAUUUAUCAAUAACAGAAGCGGUUGGAUUCCGAAUUACUGUGCACGACAAAUGGACGGUUCCAUUCGCGGAUGCUUUUGGAUACAAUGCCCCCACUGGUUUUAUGUCUGCAUUCGGUGUUAGAAUGGUCGGUCAUUUACAAUUUUCAAUUAAAAUUUUUGAAAAAAAAUUUCAGAAAAAAUUUUUUCGACUUGAACCGCCUUAUGGACAUUGCAGUGAACGUGGAGAUAAUUCAAAAACAUAUAUUUACAAGGAUUACAGCUAUAGCAUUGAAGGAUGUCAUAGAAGUUGUACCCAACAAGAAGUGAAAAAAGAGAAAAAUUUUAAUGAAGAUUUUUUCAUUAAGAUAAUCAGAAUUUGUGGGUGUGCUGACCCUCUCUACCCAGUUCCUAACUCAGCUCAUGCUUGUCCUGUAAGUGAUCCUGAUGCAAGAAGGUGUAUAGAUAAUGCAACAAGAGAAAUCAGUGAUCUAAUCUCACAAGAUAAAUUAUUCAACUGCACUUGCCCACAGCCUUGCAGGUAUACAAGGAAAAUAUGA